AUGACCUGGAGUUCAGUGAAGAAGGCGGUGGAAGCCGGGUGGUGGCCGGCAGGGACCUUCACCCCGACACCACGUGGGGUCCUUACCCGGGAAUCCUCCAAUCGAAGGGCAGCACAGACGACGAGGAGGCCGAGAAGUCGAAGUUGAUUUGUGAAGAUCCAGAUUGUUGGAUUAGUCGACUCCCUCUGACCUCUGACCCCUCAGCUGCCAACUGUACCAUCUACAGCCGAGGUGACGCGUUGUUCUGUAAGGUCGACAGGGAGCUGGUGGCGGGCGAAGGCCUCCUGGCCUCCCUGUCUCCUCCCCCCCCCUCCUCCCCUCCUCUGGCCCCGCCCUCUCCCCCGCUCGGCCUCAUCACCCAGCAUCAGGCGGCGGUGAAGGAGGAGCCAAUGUACCCGGCGGCGCUGCGCUCCGAGAUUCAGCUCCUCCCACAGCAAGCCGGCAUGGCCGCCAUCUUGGCCACUGCUAUUGUUAAUAAGGACAUCUUCCCGUGUAAGGACUGUGGGAUCUGGUACCGCAGUGAGAGGAACCUGCAGGCCCACCUCAUGUAUUACUGCGCCAGCCGCCAGAAGCAGCCGGCCGCCGCCUCGUCCCCCCCGCAGGACAAACCCAAGGACUCGUACCCCAACGAACGCGUCUGUCCCUUCCCACAAUGCAACAAGAGCUGCCCCAGCGCCAGCUCCCUGGAGAUCCACAUGCGCACACACAGCGGUGAACGUCCUUUCGUCUGUCUCAUCUGCCUGUCAGCCUUCACCACCAAAGCAAACUGUGAGCGGCACCUCAAGGUGCACACGGACACGCUGAACGGCUUGUGUCACGGCUGCGGCUUUGUGUCGACCACGAGGGACAUCCUGUACAGCCACCUGGUCACCAGCCACAUGGUGUGUCAGCCCGGGUCCCGCAGCGAGGUCUACUCCCCGGGGCCGGGCCUCCCCAAGCUGCCCCUGUCCACCGGUCUCAGUCCAGGAGACUCUGGUGUGGUGCUGAAGUGUCAAGUGUGCGGCCACAACUCGGACUCUCCGGCGCAGCUUCAGCAGCACGUACGAACCCACCUGGAGGUCAGGGUCCCGACCGAGAGGAGCCCCACCCCUCGCCAAAUCACCCCAUCGUCAGUCGACGCCCCUCAGCUGUCUCCUCACGAGAGGGAGCCCCUCGCCUGUGUCCCUAAACCGGACUCGUCCAGCCCGGGCGCUAACGGCAGCUCAGCCACCCCCCGGGAUUACAACUCUCCUGAUGCAGCAACCACUGAGCUAAAGAUAAAGGAGGAGCCGCAUUCAGACUCAGAGAUUCAAGAAAUGGAGAUCACGGAGGCUGGAGAGGAGGAGGAGGAGGAGGAAGAGGUGGAGGCUGGUGGAGAGAAGGGGAAGCAAGAAGAAAUAAGGAAAACAAGGGACAGUAAGGGACACAUCGCCAGCUCCUCCAGUCGGACAUCAGGUUCUCCGAAGAGUCCAGCCACCGCCACCGUGAAGGCAGAACCAACCAGCCCCACUCCUGGGUCCAGCCCCGCCCCUGUGGGAGGUGCAGAGUCCGUUCUUCCCGGGGGAGCAAUGUUCUUGCCACAGUACAUGUUUAAUCCCGAGGCGGCCAUUUUGCCUCAGGCCUCGGAAAUACUCGCAAAAAUGUCGGAGAUGGUCCACAGUCGUCUGAAACAGGGACAGACGGCGCCUCAGAACAACCCGGCUGCGUUUUUCCCGGCUGGUUCGACCGCAUCCACCGCUGCUGCCACUCCACCUCACAAAGGAGCCACCUGCUUCGAGUGCGACAUCACCUUCAACAACAUCAACAACUUCUAUGCACAUAAGAGGCUCUACUGCUCCAGCAGGCACCAGGCGGAAGGAGACACCUCUGCUUCAGGCCCUGGAUUAACGAGGGAUGCCACCUCCGCCUCGGUGCCUUCCAGUGGAGCACAUGGCUCCUCCGCCUCUCCUCAGGGCGGAGCAGCAAGUAGAGCUGCCUCGGCUUCUCCUGCCGACUCUGACUCUCCCGCUGGAGCGACAGAACCCCGGAGAGUGGUGGAGGUGAAGAUAGAGACUCCUGCAGGGAGAGAGGGAAUAUCGUCUUCAUCUGAAGGGGAAGGCGGAGCUACAAGUGUGGGAGGAGGUGGCGUUGGAGGAAGAGCAAGCGAAGGCAGCCAGAGUCCAGCGAGCGGUUCUGCCGAGGACCAGGAAGAUGAUCCCAACAGAACCUUCUGCGUGGCCUGCAACAUCCGCUUCAGCCGUCAUGAGAACUACACUGUUCACAAGCGUUUCUACUGCGCGUCGCGCCACGACCCGACCAACCACCGGUCCGUACACAUGGCCAAGGCGACCACCGGAGCAGCCUUCCAUCCCCAGCCCAUUCGCACUCGUAAGCGUAAGAAGAUGUACGAGAUCCACAUGGCCAGAACCGAGGCUUUAGCUAACGCUGCUGCUGCCGCCGCGGCUGCUGCUGCUUCUGCGGCUGCCUCUGCCCCCUCCCCCUCUGUUCUGGGCUUGGCAAUGAAGCAGGAGGUUUCUCCCGGCGCGGCCGGCGGCUCCAGCCCAGAAGGCGACGGCCCAAUCGACCUCAGCAAGAGGCCCCGUCUGAGCGAUGUUCCCCGGCACAGCAGCAGCCUCCUCCCUGCCCUGCCUCUCACAGACUAUCACAAGUGCACCGCCUGCAGCAUCAGCUUCAACAGCAUCGAGAACUACCUGGCCCAUAAAACCUACUACUGCCCCGCCACCACACUCCAGCCCCACACCUUGGAGCAGCUUCACAGGCUCAAGAGAUCCGCCUCCACCUCUCCCAAAAGCAGGCCUCACCAGGAGCGGCCGGAUCUCCUGCACCCGAUGGAGGCGAAGGCUCUCCCCGCCGAGUGGGUGGCUCAGACUCGAGGCUCCUCGUCCAGCCCUCGUCCGUCUGCCUUACCGGCCUCUGAAGCCACAUCUCCUCCUCAUCCCACCACCACGCUUGCAGCCAUCCCGGGAGCUGGAGCCAAAGGUGCAGGUGCUGGUUCUCCUCAGGUGGUCUGCCCAUACUGCCCCAACAGACCCAUCACCGGUGACCUGAUGGAACACUUCAGGACGACCCACAGCCUUGUCGCGACCAUUCAGCCACCGCAGGAGGCCCUGCCGCAGCCGGGCAGCGCAGUCAGCCGCAGCCCCAGCCUUAGUCCCAGAGACGGAGCUGCUGCAACCAUUUCAACAACCCCCAACAGCCAGUCCAGACUGGUGUCCCGGGUUCACAGAGACAGCAUCAACGGGCAGGCCAGGAGCGCAACCAACUCUCCUGUUUCCCCGCGGGUGAACAGCACUCCUUCACCGGGGGGUACUUCACCUUCGGCUGUCUCCCCUCUGCCCAUGUCCCCCCCAGCGCCUCCCUCUCUGUCUGUGUCACCUGUGCCUGAGGUCCUAAGGGAGACGGUGGGAUCGUCCCACCUUCCAGACAAAGCCAACCUGACCGUGAUCUCCAGUCACAUCUCCUCUCCCCAGUCGGCCCAGAUCCCCGGCCUCAAAACCACAGUGAUCUCCCCCGUCCAGAACGGUAACUCCCGCUUCUGCCGACUGUGCAACAUCAAGUUCAGCAGCCUCUCCACGUUCAUAGCUCAUAAGAAAUACUACUGCUCUUCCCACAGUGCCGAACACGUCAAGUGAGCCGGGACGUUCUCCUCCCCCCCCCCCCCAUUCUCUCUCUGAGCGGCGGCUCCGAGAAGCUCGUCCCUCGGUGCCAGUCCUCCCACCCGGGUGCCCAGCUGGCGCUCAGCUGACGUGACUCUAAAUGACAAUGAAUGACUGUUACUCACCUGACGGGGCCGCCGCCCGGCUGCUGCAGGUGGUGUUACGAACACACAGUGAGAAUCCUCCUUAUAUGGGUCAAAGUGUGUAGGACACUAAGAGCUGAGGACAUCGCUCUCUGUCUUCAUACCCAACAUCUCCCGCUCCCAGGCCUCAUUGUAUGUUGCAUUGUGGGACGUUAAAAUGUGUGUUUAUGAUGGUAGUGAUUAGAUUCUGACUGUUGGACGGAGACGAUGAUCUCACAGUAACGAUGAUGCUGAUUUGAUUCUUUCCUGAGCGGGGGGGGUCGUUUCUCUUUGAAGGAAAAGACCCGAUCAUUGUUCAUUUUUUUUUUAAGACCUGUGCAUAGUGUAUGAUGUCUGAAGAAAUAAUUCUAUGAUGCUUUUGGUUUCAACACUGGCUCUUUUUUUUUGUUGCUCACUAUAGAAGCUAAAGUGUUUUCAGCUGAAAACAGAUGUUAUCACGAUGUUACUAAUUCCUGAAGGGUGAUAUUUACAAAUGGACGACUUUUCCUUUCUCUCUUUCAUACACACAAAUUUUUUAUUUUCUCUUCAAAACACAAGGGAGAAAAAAAUGUGAAAUAUUUAUCUUUUAGUCCUCACUGAUUUCAUGUCAACAGAAAACUACCUAGUGUCUGAGAGUAUUUGUAUUUUUUAUUUGUAUAUUUUUCAUACUGUUGGAAGGAACCGUUCGGAGCCGGCUGUGUUGAAGUGUAUUUUCUAAAUGUAGAUAUGUAAUAUCUUCUCCCAGUAAUCACACUGAACUCUGUUAGCCUAUCACGUUAGCCUGUCGUGUUCUGCUCGAGUCUUUAAUUGAUGCCGAGAUCUGCGAAACCGGUGGAGUGUUUAUUUUUAUCCCUUCUUGUUCUUCGCUGACUAGCAACGCGAUCGAGCAGCUUCCUCGCUCACAGCUUUUCACAUCAGGUCGUAGAAGAGAGAGUUUCUGACACUGUUCAGGGAGAACGAGGCUCCUCCGGUGUUAAGGUACAAAAACCCACAGGUUUCACUCUUUAGUUUCUCACUCUGACUCCGUGCGUCUCGUUAACAGACGUCGACACAAAACACAACAGCUCUUCGGUUUCUCUUUUUCUGUUUGAUGAUUGUAUUUCUGUCCGGUAAUGAAGGCUCAGCAGGGAAAAGUCACAUGUUAGAGAAACGCCUCACACAGACGAGGAAGCACAUCUGUAAUAACCACUUACUGUGACCCGUGGUGUGUGAGUGUGUGUGUGUGUGUGUGAUCUCACAAAGACACACACACAGUUAACGCCACAGUUUCCCACGCUGCUUUUGGAGUUGCAAUACAGUGUUAGUCAGAACUGUGAACUCGUGUUUUUAUCUUUAAGCUAAAAAACUAAAUUGGUAUUUUUUUCUCCCAUAAAUCCUGAGAGAUGAACGUUCAGGUCAACAAGUGGAACUUCACGACACUAAAACUCCAAACUCACAAACAGCAAGUGGCUGAGAUGCUCGGCAGUGGAGGACGUUAAUGACCAGUUCAUGUUAGAAUGAAUCGAUAAGAUGCUAGUAUCACGGUAAACGUACGAACCCAGGACAGAUCUGGACUUUAAUUCAGCAGCUAUUAGAAAGUUGUCACCCAGUGAGAUUCGUUUGCUUUUGUUUCUGUUGUCUCUUUAGAUCCGAGAUCAAUAUUCAGCCUUUUAGCUCCGAUUUGUUCUCCACCAGCUUCUGGCUCUUUAGCAGCUAAACGCUACGUUCACCUGUUGCAAGAAAGUUAAUUCACGAGAGACACAACAACCGAAAGAGUCAAACUACAACAAAUAAAACCAAAAUAAUCCAAUUCAUGCAGUUUGAAUGAAUCCAGAGUUAUAUGUAUAUUAUAACGUCAGGUAUUUUAGACCUGACAUCAAACUCUGCUCUUUCUAUCAAUCAUAAACUACAAAGUACUUUUACAGUUUUACAUCAUGAACUCCCAGAGACUGUAAAUACAAAUGGACGACAUGUCUCUUCAUCCUCCCACUGUACAAAAUGAAGGAAAAACUUUUCGGAUACAAAAUGCUCCCGCCCACACAUGCUCUCGGCCAAUCACGAGUCAGUCUCAGCUGUCAAUCAUGAGGUUUCAAAUUUGUUAAUAAAACCAAACGUAUAAGUUCCUAAAACGACAGAAAACACCUUUGAAAUAUAUAUAUUUAGAUUUCUUUAGACUGGUCCUAUCUGCUAACAUGGAGGCGGUGAGGUUUAUGACCCGUACUGCCGCCAGCCACCAGGGGGCAACUCAGAGGUUUUGGCUUCACUUUCGGGAGCCGUCAUGUCGUCCAUCUUUACAUUUUUAACCGACACAUGUUUACAGUUGUGCUGGUUAAUGUCUCGUUUCUAAAAGUUAGAGAAGAAGAAGAAGACGAAGAAGAAGAAGAAGAAGAAGAAGAUUGAGGAACUUGCUGGAAAAUCAACCUCGAAACUUUCCCCCCCUUUUUAUUGCACUGUGUUGUAUAAAAAUAUGCUUAAUGUUUUCAGUUGUUUUGUAAUAUAUUUAUGUUCUGUAGCACUUUCCCCCUUUUUCUAAACGCAUCAUGGUUCCAGCUCGAAGGACUUUGUUGAUUCACCAUCGCUGAAACUUUUUAAAAUGUGUUUUGUUGAUGAUUAAUCUCUGACGUCCACGAAGGAUAAAAUCACAGCGAGUGUCAAAACUGUUAUUUUUCCUUAUUUUUUUUUUCCAAUUCAUUUCAGUUCCACUACACUCUUGUCCAAACUAUGCAUGGGAAAUAAAAACGUUCUGAGAGACACUGA
Molecule: messenger RNA, 6493 nt
Organism: Pleuronectes platessa (European plaice)
Lineage: Eukaryota; Metazoa; Chordata; Actinopteri; Pleuronectiformes; Pleuronectidae
Gene: zfpm1
Product: zinc finger protein, FOG family member 1
Biological process (GO): positive regulation of transcription by RNA polymerase II; heart development; megakaryocyte differentiation
Cellular component (GO): nucleus
Molecular function (GO): RNA polymerase II-specific DNA-binding transcription factor binding
Source: RefSeq, a predicted model, not a curated record